Molecule: messenger RNA, 324 nt
Organism: Symbiodinium natans
Lineage: Eukaryota; Dinophyceae; Suessiales; Symbiodiniaceae
Source: the annotation of a GenBank genome assembly
AUGGAAACCGCAUUGCCGUGGCAUGUAUGCUUGGGGCCAAGCUCAGUAGCUACUGAGGUUCGUGGCUGCACCAAGCAGGAUUUCCAGAUGUCGCGGCGACUAAAUUCUUCGUCGACGAGCACUCUGGCACUUCGUAAGCACAAGUCCAUCGCGCAGUUGGUGACCUUGGCCGAUGGCAACGAAGAGGAUGACAAGGAUGACGAAUCGGAGCAUGAGGAUGACAUUGGACAUGCGCUGGCGAUUGCUCAGCAUGAACGCUGCCCCACCGCGACUUCUUGUUUCAGCUAUGAUAUGAUGUGUGAAGCUCUGCAGGUUAGGAUCUAG